AAACGGUUCGGCGGUAUGUCCGACGACGAGACCUACGAGGUCCCUCUCCAAGACCAGAGGAUUUUUGGGGCUGGUAUAAAGCGCAAGAGAGUCAAGUUCGUACCGUCGAGCUCCUCUUCCACCGCUGUAGCGCCGCCGAGCACCACCCCUGCGAAAUCAGUGAGCGAUUUCUACCUCAGUCUUGUCCUGCGAAAAGACGCAGUCUCCUCCGAAAAGAGCACAGCAGGCCCUGAUACUCCCCAUCCACCGCCAGCAGCACCCGCCAAUGAACCAACAACUCCAACAAAUGAGCCCUCCGAACCGCAACUCUGCGAGAUCUGCAGCCUUCCUCUCUCCUCAAGCUCUCCCGCUGCAAGCUCAGACGCCACACUCCCUCAAUCGGCGGUGGCGGCACAAUCGACUCCCAAAGCGCGACCCCAUGAGGCAUCUCUCGCGCACCAAGUAUGCCUCACGCACUCGCACCCGCCAUCACACCUGGACCGCAACCGCAAGGGGCUCGCCUACCUCGCAGCCUACGGCUGGGAUCCAGAUUCGCGACUCGGGCUGGGCGCGUCAGGGCAAGGAAUCCAAUACCCGAUCAAGACGAAGCCGAAAGAUGAUAAGCUGGGCAUCGGGGUUGUGGUACCCCCGCCGGGAACAACGGAGAGGAGGGUGAAGAAGAUGCAGAAGGUGGAUGCGGGCAGAGCGAGGAAGAUGUAUGAGAAAGAUAGGAGGGAGGGCCAGAGGCUGCGCGAUUUGUUUUAUAGGAAUGAGGAUGUGGAGAGGUAUUUAGGGGGUGGUUGA
This is a messenger RNA of Amorphotheca resinae ATCC 22711, 783 nucleotides long. RefSeq lists its product as hypothetical. Gene Ontology annotation, molecular function: nucleic acid binding. The transcript has a single exon. The record is from RefSeq and is a predicted model, not a curated record. The coding region runs from base 16 to 783 and encodes 255 amino acids. NCBI's taxonomy places the organism in Eukaryota, Fungi, Ascomycota, Leotiomycetes, Helotiales, Amorphothecaceae.